Messenger RNA from Paramuricea clavata, 846 nucleotides. Lineage: Eukaryota; Metazoa; Cnidaria; Anthozoa; Malacalcyonacea; Plexauridae. The record is from the annotation of a GenBank genome assembly.
AUGGCGGAAAUGAGAAACUUUUCCGAAACUUUGAACUCGACUGGAACGAGCGAGGCGUGCAACAGAAACUAUGUCGAGAUGUUCACAUUCUUACUUGCGACUAUCGUAAGUUUCGUAUCAAAUGGCGCAUUCUCCAUGGCGCUUGGUAAACUGCACGCGCCGAAGGAGAACAAAUUCCAUCUGGUUGUGAAAAUGUUUUCAGUCAGCAACACUCUAGUGGUGGCGCCAUUGCUGCCCAGUUCGAUUGCAUCUUACGUGAACUGUCAUUGGAUUGGCGGGUACACAACAUGCGCUGUAACGGGAGUGAUUUCAGCGACAUUCCUAGGAUGGUCAGUGUUAUUAAUGCUUAUCUUAUGCUUCUAUCGUUAUCUGGCGAUAUGUAAACCGUUCUACUACCGAACAAGGCUCACACCUAAACGUACCAAGGUGAUAAUGAGCCUAGCUUUUCUAUGGAGUUCAGCACAUUUAAGCCUUCCCCUGUUUGGGCUCGGGCGAUUUCGUGUUCGCACAAAAGGCUGGUACUGUUCAAUCGACCUGGUGUCCGAGGAUUCCACUGAUCUUUUAGUGGUCUAUUUUAUUAUAGCCGAAGGCAUUUUGUACACGCUUGUUUUGGCGUAUCUGUACAUGACUGUACGUAAGGUUGUGAACACCGAAAGGCGGGCAUCGAUGCAAUUGUCGCCUGAGCAGUCCCGAGGGGCGAACGUCAUUGUUAUCGGACGCAAACGAGACGAAUUCGCUCGGAUGACUUUACUCAUUGCAGUUGUGUAUUGGAUAUGUUCCUUUCCAUAUUUGGUAAGUACCAAGGCUAGUCCCCCAGAAUGCCUGAUCGCAGGUUACAAAGGCUAG